AUGCCUAAAGUUAUUCGGUCACCUCCAGUUAGUGAAAUCCAACAUACUAUGUCAGAUUCAGACGUAGUAUCUAUUAAGAAAAAUAAUCCAGCACCAGUCUUUCAAAUGCACCGUUCCAAGCGACGAAGAGGUUCUCCCGAGGACAAAUAUCCCUCGGAUGAUAUCAAAAAUAUGAUGUCUGAAUGGAAAGAAAGCCAAAAUACGAUUUUGAAUAAGCUCGUUGCUGACGUUGCUGUAAUUAAGCUACAGAAUUCUGAAAUAAAGGAAUCAAACAAAGAUAUUGAAAAAUCACUGGAAUUCAUAAGUUACCAAUAUGAAGACAUGCGAAGGAAAGUAGAACUGUUAGAAAACGAGAGGAAAUGUCAUAUCACUCAAAUAGCGGUACUGAAAAAUAAAGUUGAAGAAAUGCAAAGAACCUUGAAGUCAUCAUCUAUUGAAAUUAGAAACCUACUAAUCCUGAAAAUAGCUAUAAAUGCCAGCGUCUCUAAUAAAGAUAUAAAAGACGUAGUUGUUUUGAAUGAAAGAGGAGAUAAAAGCACUAUUGUCGCUGAAUUCACCACAAGUGUCUUAAAAUAUGACGUUAUCAGAAGCGCAAAAGAAUAUAAUAAGAAGAACCCGUCGAAUCGUCUGAACACUACCCAUAUCGGAUUAGAUGGCCAAAUAAGUGCCAUUUAUAUUUCAGAAUCCUUAACUAGGAAAGCAAGAAGAUUAUUCUAUUUGGCUCGAGAUGUCGCAAAAUCUGAGAAUUGCAAAUACUGCUGGUCUAAUAAUGGCAAAAUAUACCUAAGAAAAAGCGAGGAUUCACGUCACAUUGAAAUCAAGGAUGAAACCCAGCUCACAGAACUAAAAAGUGUUCUAUGA
Messenger RNA from Achroia grisella, 861 nucleotides. RefSeq lists its product as uncharacterized. Bases 1 to 861 code for a protein of 286 amino acids. The transcript is spliced from 2 exons. Lineage: Eukaryota; Metazoa; Arthropoda; Insecta; Lepidoptera; Pyralidae. The record is from RefSeq and is a predicted model, not a curated record.